This is a messenger RNA of Morone saxatilis (striped sea-bass), 31629 nucleotides long. RefSeq names its product spectrin repeat containing, nuclear envelope 2b (gene syne2b). The record is from RefSeq and is a predicted model, not a curated record. Gene Ontology annotation, molecular function: protein binding. NCBI's taxonomy places the organism in Eukaryota, Metazoa, Chordata, Actinopteri, Moronidae.
UGGAGCUCUGACUGUGGACUGCAGAUCUGUCAAACUUCAGGUUUCAUCUCCACAGAGUAGCUUCUCUCAGAGCAAGACCUGCUCUUCCACACUGGAAAUCAAUUAUUGGCUGUACCUGCAUCCAGCGUCUCCACCACAAACACACUCUUUUGCUGCAUCGGUGCCAUGCUGCCGGGACGCUGUGGAUGAGAAAGUAUGUCGUCAGACUUCUACUCCAGAGAUGACCUGGUGGAAAGGGGGUCCAUCCCCCUGGACAUCGACAACGUCCACUUGCUGCUGCAGGUGGAACAAGAACAGAUUCAGAAGAAGACCUUCACCAACUGGGUCAAUGCUCAGCUGGCAAAGCGGAGGCCACCGUGCAUGGUCGUGGAUCUGUUCAAUGAUUUCCGUGACGGCUCCAAACUGCUGGACCUGCUGGAAGUGAUGAGCGGCCAGCGCCUUAGUCGGGAGAGAGGCAGAGGAAUGUUUCAGCACAGGAGCAACAUUGAGAAAGCCCUUUCCUUUCUAAAGCAGAAAUCGAUCAAACUCGUCAACAUAAACAUUCCCGACAUUAUUGAUGGUAAACCAUCCAUCAUCCUGGGCCUCAUAUGGACAAUCAUUCUACAGUAUCAUAUCGAGGAGUUGGCCAGUGGCCUCUCGUUCAGCUCCCGUCAGUCCUCCAUGGAGUCUUUGACCAGCCUGGACUCGCGCUCCACCCUGUCGAGCCGCUCAGCCAGCAGUAGUCCUGUUCCUCCCAGAGGCUCCCCGCUCCACAACCGUUUCAGGGUUUCUGCCAAGAAGGCCCUGCUGCUCUGGGUCCGGGAACAGUGCCACAAAGCUGGCUGUACAUUAAAUGUUAAAGACUUCAAAGCUAGCUGGAGGAGUGGAGUGGUCUUCCUGGCAAUCCUGUACGCUCUGCGGCCUGACCUGGUGGAUCUUUCCAAAGCCAGAACCAGAAGCAACAAGCAGAACCUGGAGGAGGCCUUCCGCAUCGCAGAGAGAGAGCUGAGGAUCCCCAGACUGCUGGAUCCCGACGAUGUGGACGUUCGAGACCCCGAUGAGAAGUCCAUCAUGACCUACGUGGCUCAGUUCCUGCAGUACUCCAGAGACCUGCCAGUGCCAGAGGAAGAAAUGCAGACACAAUACCUGAAUCUUCCUAAAAGUCCUUCUCCUAUCAACCUGCCUGUUCACUACACUCCUGCUGUUUCUGCUUCACCUCUGCGUCAGGGGACACCUGAUCGAAAGGCAAAGGAAGUGACAUGCUGGCUGGCUCAGGCGUACGACGAGCUGCUGGAGGGAUGGGACUCCACAGAGGGAGAGAGCUACUCAGAGAGAUACCAUGUAUUUCAUACCUUUCUGGUGUCCUUUAAUGAGCAACGGCGUCCGAUCAUGCCUUUGUUGACAACGAUGAGACGAACCCCGAAACUGAGCGAUGAGCAGCGGGCUCUCAGAGAGGCGUGGGACGUGCUCAGUGUAAAGCUCCGUGAAUACAAAAUCAAGUUAGAUACGAGUCUCCCGGGACCACUGAACACGGUGACUCGCUGGCUGUUGAAAGCGGAGGGGGCUCUGUCCGAGGAGGAGGGCGACAUACCGGACCACGGCCGAGCCGCUGACGAAGCCAGGGAGAAACAGGAACUGCUCAAAGUUUGCCUGGAGGAGAUGCCGCAGCAUGUGAAGACCUUCCAGUCCUUCCAGAAUGUGGAUGAGUAUGGAAACAUGGUGAUUCCUACUGACAAGAUGGAUGAACUAAAGAGGAGGUUCACCAGUGUGAGAGUGUCUGCUAAAUACCAUGGGAUCAAGCUUGAGUACCGGGAGCACCGCCACACAGUUUUGGAUCUGUUGGGGCAGAUCAGGACCAAGCUCCGGGUCUGGAAGAGACCUUAUAUUUCCCCGGAGGCUGUCAGGGUGUUGCUGCAAGAAUGGCAUGAGCUGGUAAAAACACAGGAGCUACCUACUUUGUUGGAAGCAGCUCUUCAUAAGCUGAAGCAGGUUUCUGAGAAAUAUUCAAGCAAAUCUGCCCUCGCUUCAGAUUAUCACCACGUCAGUCAGCAGGUGAAGCAGCUGGAGGAAGACACCGCCGUGGUUUUGGAGGAGGUGACCACAGCCAAGAACACCAUGGGACGGAUCCUGUCUGCCUGGGACUCCUACAGCGAUGGCCUCAGCUCCCUGCAGGCUUGGCUGGAGCAGGGCUCUGUAACACAUAGCCAUGGCCACAGGCCAGAGGUGACAUCAGAGUCCAUCGCUGAGUGGGGCUCACGACAGGUUCACUUGAAUGAGGUGGGCAACUUCCUGAUCGAGUCAACAGACCCUCAGACCAGCAGGAGCCUGGCAGAGGAGCUGCGCAGAGUCAACAUGCACUGGGCCGAGUUCGUCAAGAGAAACACAUUCGACAGCAUGGCUGAGCCCAGUGCAGACGCUCAGGCCAGACCCCAGGACAUCCAAGCUCUGAUCAGAGAAGCCACUCACAUUCUCAAAGAGCCUCUGGAGACCAUGGCAGGUCCCUUACGCACUUACAGAAAAAGAAUGCAGUUCAUAAUGAGGAAGAUAAAAGAAGUGGAUCUGGAGGCUCUGAUUUCCUCCCCAGAAUGCCCAGCGGAUCAGUUACAGAAACUGAAGCUUACUAUACCUGAAGUGAUGCACACCUUGCUUGAGGCAGAACAGGUAUGUGCAGAGCUGCAGCAUAGUGUGUCAGGUCUGGACACUCGCCUGGCUGAACUCCUGCAUUGGGAGACUGAGGCCAGGGAGCUCUACCAGCUGCUGAGGGCCUCAGAGCGACAACAGCGGGGCCAAGACCCACGUGCAAGGGUCCUGAUAUCCCGGGGUCUACAGCUGGAGGGUCAGGUGGUCACAGAGGAGCAGGACCUGCAGGUGAUGGUGAUGACGAGUCAGAAGGACUCUCCCAUCCAGUAUCUCCACGCCUCUGCCAUGCAGGACCGAGUGCGAGCCGCUGUUGCUCAGUCACAGGAAGCUGUAGGUAUGCUGAGCAGCCUGGGAGCCAGAAGAGACAGAAGCAGAAGCCCUCCAGAGGGGCCACCAUCAAAAGUCUUUAUCCAGGCUAAAGGUCAGCCUCAGCAUAUGAGAGAGUCAGACACCAGGGACCGAACUCAGCAGCCAGACACAAAGUUAGUUUCUCAUCAGUAUCAUGAAACCUUUGUGCCAACAAUUGUGGUGCAGGAAUACAGAGAAGAAAAGACGACUUCUCCUCCAAUGCCAUAUACCUAUGCACAAGCUGUGAUGCAGACCAGGACAAAGUCACCACCAGACGCAGUGGAGACCACCACACAAAAACAACAGCAGACUCAGGAACAAGGGUUGACAUCACAGCGAGAGCUACUGCAGCAGGAACAAUAUCAGAGACAGACAGGAAAAGAGCAACAACACCAAGAACGCAGGCAACACCAGCCACAAGAAGUACAACAGCAGGAGUUGAAGCCAACACAGCCACAACCACGGCAGCAGAAGCAGGAACAACAGGUGGAGCAGCAGCAGCAGCAGCUAGGAAUGCAUCAAUAUCAAGUUCAGCAGCAUGUGGUAACUCAUAUACAGGUUGAACCACAAGUCGCACAAGCAUCAGAGCACCAGAAGCAGACUUCACCUCAACAACAAUCUGUAAGUAAGCCACCUCUGAGCUCCCAGGAGCUUCAAAGCAGAAAGGCUCAGGCCAUGAAGAACCGGCCCUGGCUUCAGAAGCCAGCCUCAGGAGAGCAUAAAACUCCAACUCCAGAUCCAGAACAGGAUUCCACUCAGGAACCUAUUCAGACUAGACAGACACAGCCACAGUCAGACAGAGAAACUGUGGGAUCAGUUCAGGUUAUUCCACAGCAUACAGUGGCCAGACCACAGCCUGAGACACAUGCAAAGGUUACUGAGCAACCACAACAGCAGCAAAAAGAGCAACAGAAACAGACACAGCAACUCCAAAAUCAGCAGCAACUGUCAUAUCACCAACAACAACAAAAAGAAAUGCAUCAGCAACAACUACUACAGCGCCUGGAAAAACAGGAACUGAUGCUGCAGCAGCAACAACAACAGCAAUCACAACAACCACUGCCUGUAAGAAAGGCACAACCAGAUUCAGACACCAAGGCUAAAGCACAGAAAGCAACUAUGGCUCAGCUACACCCACAAACGGAGGCCCAAAAACAGUCACAAGCCCAAACCUCAGUUCAUUCUAAAUCACAGACACUGGUCCAAGUGCAAAUGCAGUCUACAAGUGUGUCCCACACUAUGACAGACAGCCAGCAACCACUGAAAACCAUGUCCCAAACCAGAGUACGCCAGGAUCAGACACAAGUUCUUCAGCAGCCCCAUGGCCCCAUGAAGAUGCAGUCAUCGACCCAACUACAGCCCCAAGUUCAGACUCAGCCCCAAACAUACGUCCCAGCUGGACCUCAGCCAUCUAUGCAGCAACAGGGUCUAGGCCAUGGCCCAGCUGUAGCUCAAGUACAGACAUGGGCUCAAGUCAGACCUUCUUCCCCUAUGCAGGCUCCAAUGCAUGGCCAAAUUCCGCCUCCUGUGCCAUCUCACAUUCAGCUUCGUAGUCAUCCACAGUCAUGGGCCCCUGUUAGGCCCCCCUCCCCUAAGCCUCCAACACAUACCCAGUCUCAAAUUGAUGCUCAGUCAAUGUCUCAUUCUCAAACCCAUCCUCAGUUAAUGCCCCAGUCACAAAUCCAUCCUCAGUCCAUGACCCAGCCUCAAACCCAUCCUCAGCUAAAGACCCAGUCUCAAAUCCAUCCUCAGUCCAUGGCCCAGUCUCAAACCCAUGCUCAGUCCAUGGCCCAGCCUCAAACACAUUCUCAGCCAGUGGCUCAGCCAAGCCACCUCCAACCUUCAACUCAACAAACCCAAGCUCAACUUGUAGUCCAGCCUCAGGGUCAUUCUCAGCCUAUGACUCAGUAUCCCACUCAUGCUCAGCCAGUAGUACAGCACCAAGCCAAUAUUUCCCAGGGCCAAAUCCAUAAUUGGACUCAAGUUAGAGCAUCAUCUCCAAUGUCUAUCCAGCAUCCACAGGCUACAGCACAACCUCCACGUUACCCCCAAGGUUACUCCCAGGGUCAGUCCCCAUCCCAGCAGUGGACACUCAAACAGGAGCCACAAAGCCAAGCCGUUGCCCAGCAGAGGCAUCCAAUUCCCCAACCAUACCCUCAGCAAAUAGGUCAAGCUCCACAGGCUCAGGCUUAUCAAACAGUUCAGGCUCUACCACAGUGGUCCCAAGCUGGGCCUCAGCUAGGACCUCAGAUAGGGCCCCCCGAGUAUUCUCACAUGGGGCCAUCAUAUACUCAGCCUCAGAUGCAGCCACAAACACAACCCUGGGCUCAAACACAACCCCAAGUGAGACCCCAGAGUUCUAUGCAACAAGAACAAACUCAGAUGAGCGCUUAUGAUAUGUUUCAUAUCCAGACACAACAAGGCCAAGUUCAGCAACAGACUUGGGUUCAGUCACCACCUCAAAUUCUACCCCAGCCUUAUCCCCAGUCUCAUCCUCAGCCUCAUCCUUUGCCUCAAUUUCAGCAAUACCCACAGGUUCAACAUCAGCCUCAACCUCAGCGUCACCCACAGCCACAGAUGCAAGCUCAAAUACCUCCCCAAUCACAACUCCCACAACUUCUUUCACGGCCCCAGCUUCAACCUCAGCUGCAGGCUCAGUCCCAAACACACAUCCAGACACAGCCAUCGGUACAAGUAAGGCCCCAGUCCCAGACUCAGCACCCUCAGAUCAACCUUCAGUUUCAGCAGCCACCUCCACAACCCAAACAUCAAGCCCAGCUACAACCACAACCAAAGAUUCAGUCACCUACUCGACCAAAAGGUGAAUCACCUCUACAGCCCAAACUUCUUGCCCAAUUAGUAACACAACCAGAGGUUCAAUCAGCAACUCAACCUAUGGUUCAGUCACCAACUCAACCCAAGGCUGAAUCACUGCCGCAACCCACACCUGAGCCCCAGUUUGUGCCACAACCCAUGGUUCAGUCACCAAUCAAGGCCGAAUCACCACCACAACCAAAAUUGCAGGCCCAAACUGCACCACUACCUGAUGCUCAAUCACCUAUCCAACCCAAGGCCCAAUCACUGCCACAACCCAAACCUCAAGAACCAUUGCCACUACAGCCUCAACAUCAGGCUCAGUCACCAACACUACCCAAGGCCCAAACGACACUACCAUCUGAAGCUCAAUCACCAAGCCAACCCAAGGCCCAAUCACUACCACAACCUAAACCUCAGGCACAAUUACCACCACAGCCCCAACUUCAGGAUCAGUCCCCACUCCUCAUGGCCCAAACUGCACCACAGUCUAAGGCUCAAUCACCCCCACAGGCCAGACCUCAAACCCAACCACUUCCACAGUCAAAACCUCAAACUCAGUCUCCUCCGCAACCCAAACCUCAACAACCCCAAACUGUUCUCCGCUCCCAGGUCAAUGUGCUGCCUCAGUCCCAGGCUGAGUCACCAGACCUGUGCAUUACACCUCCGGCCCUGGCCCAGGUGCCUCCCCAGGCCUACACAGAGGCUUACACCAAGGCCCAGGCGUUGGCCAGAAAUGGCUUUGAGGAGGCCAAGCACUGUCUGCAGGAACACAUCCUGGAAACCAUUAACGUUUUUGAAGACAAACGUGUAUCAACCGAGCAAGUAUUAUUGAAAGAGGAGACUCUAAGGACCUUGGACCCAGAGUUGCUGGAGGAGUUCUUGAGAGCAGCCAAGGGCAUGGAGGCCUUUUGUACCCCCUCACAGCUCAGAGACAUGGAGUUUUACACCCAGUCUGUCAGGACACAGUGGGAGGCUUGUAUAUCAGAGGAUGGCAGCUUUGCCCAGGCAGGGCAGCACCUCGAAGCCCUGAAAGAGCUGUGUGACACCCUGAGCCCCGAGGAUGCUCACCGCCUGGCCCAGACUCAGCUGAGGGAGUGCGAGAACAGGCUGGCUGCCAUCCAGCGCCAGUUCAGUGGAGACCAAGACGCACCACUCCCAGAUUCUAGGAUCCCUGUUGCCUUCAGUGAGGAUCUGACCAUACAAAAGGAACCUCCAAGACCAAGUGACAAACCUCAGAUCUCAGCUGAGGUGUUUCAAGUGCCAAUGAAGACAGUCAGUUUGGAGAGGAGGGAGGUUGAAAAGCAGGCGUCUGUAGAGGAAGAAGUCAACAAGAAGGAGGCUUUAGAGAGAUAUGAGAAUUGUAAGAGGAUGCUGCAAGCCCAACUGGCCAAAAAUGAACAGAGCAUCCGGGAUGUUCCCUCUGACUCCGUCUCUCUUAAAGGCCUGCAUACAAGGCUCCAGGAAAUACAGUUUUUGAGGCAGGAAACAGAAUUUCUGUGGUCUGAGUAUGCAAACCAGUGCUCCCAGUGUUCCCAGAUGAGGGGGGACACUGGUCGGGAGCAAGAGAAGGCAGAGCUGCAGGAUCAGUGGCGCAGCCAACAGUCCAACCUUCAGAAGAGAGGCAGCUCCCUGGGCGCUGCCCUCAGACAGAUCGACUCCACCGAGAACCACAUGGUGGACUUCACCGACCGUCUGGACCGCUACCUGAGACAGCCCAAAGACAUCACUGCCUUCACACUGGCCAACACCAACAUCCUGAGAGAUAUUAAGGAGCUGGAUGACAACAUCCAGAGCGAGCUGGACCAGGUGUCCCGUCUGGACCCUGAAUCCAGCGAUCUGGACCCAAGAGACUGCUUCGCUCUGUCCCGCGAGGUUGAGACUCACAGAACCAGCCUGGAUCAGCUUCGACAGCAGGUCCGCAAAAGCGAAGCAGCCGCACGUGCCCUCGACCGUUUCCUCAUGUCGCUGCGUACCGUAGAUGAAGACAUCUCUGGAGUCCAAGGUGCCCCCUGCAGUGACACUCAGGUACUGCAGGAGUGCCGUUCCAAACUGGCUCUGAUCAGGCAGAGCAUCGACAGUCUGAAGGAAAAGGCGCCUCAGCUGGAUCUGCUCCUGCAGGGGGCCAGGCUGACGGUCACCAGGGAUGCUGUCCCGGCCUCCUGCCUGGACAUGGUGACUGCCCUGCUGAGAAGGCUGGAGGAGGCUGACAGUGGGCUGGCCAGCCAGCAGAAGGGCAUUCAGAAGGAGACACACAGCAGAUCCCUGGGCCUGAGGAAGAGGACACUGCUCGGGGAGCUGAGGACGCUGCAGGAUACUAUUGAAACACAAGGCCUGAAGGAGCCCACCAUACCUGCUGUACAACACAGGCUUCGUGCUCUGUCAGAUUUGGAGGGUCAACUUCAGGCCCAGCAUGCCGAAGUCCAGAACCUCCGUGAACUUCAAGAAGAACAGGGAGGAGGAGAAAACCUCUUUGAAGAGCUGGAGACUCAGUGGAAGGAGACCCAGAAAGCUUUUUCUGACAGGAAGAAGCAGUGCAACGCCCUGCUGGAGCUUCUAAAGAAGUCCCAGAGUUGCCGCAGUCACCUGAGCAACACCAUGCAGAGAGCAGAGCAGGCAAUCGGUGAUCAGGCUUCCUACAUGGGCAAGGACAACCUGCAGAGGAGUAUAACCAAGGUCCGUGAUAUUAAAGAGGAGCUGGGGGGUCUUGGGGAGCGUAUGGAAGAGAUGAGGGGAGUUUGCAGACAGCUGCAGUCCCAACUGAAGAAGUUCCCAGACUGCAGUGAGACUCCCUUUGAAGCUGAGGCUGACAUACUCAUGGACAACUGGCUGGAUGUGACAGAGAAGACAGAUGCCUACAUGGACAACCUCCGGGUGGCGCUGGAGCUGUGGGAGAAGCAGCUGAUGUUGGGGGGAGAGGUGGACACCUGGGCGGGGGCCAAACUGGCCCUGUUUGCAGAAAGCCAUCCCUUCCACAAUGAACAACAAGUACUUGCCAUGAGGGAUGAGAUCCAUGCCAAUGAGGAGAACAUUGAGCAUUUCCACAAGAAGUCUGUAGAGAUCCAGGAGAUGCUGCAGAGUCAGGAGGCACCGCUGGAGCUGCAGGUGAUGGAAACCCAGCUGAAGAAGCGGAUGCAGCAGGUGCAGGAGCUGUUCUCCGACUGCACCGACGUCUUUGAGGAGCUGAUAGCUGUGAAGACCCACCUGGCUGAGAAGAUAGAGGAGUGCCAGUCAGCUGUGGAGAACAUCCAGUGUUCUCUCAGCAGGGUUGAUGCAACACAACCGAAGGUGGAAGACCAGAUUCAGGAUCUGUGUGACAAUCUGGAGGCUCAGGAGGAGCAGGCUGAGGCUGUGUUGAAGGAGGUGGGUUUGGUUUCCAGUGUGGCCAGUCCUCAGGUUCUGGAGGCGCUGUCUGUAGACUGCAACAGGAUGAGGGAGGCCAUCUCCCGCACCAAGGACAUGAUCCACCUGAAAAGGGAGGAGAGGGACAAAGGCCUGCUCAAGGUUAUCAAAGAUGAAAAGCAGUCGUUUGAGGCAUGGUUUCAGGACUUGCAGGUGUCCGUCAAUGAGUGCUUUGAGAACCCUGAGUGCAGAACAGAUGUGGAAACAUCUCUGCAAAGACUCACUGCCUUCUUGAAAUCCAAGGAUGCAGAGAGACGUCUGGACCAGCUGAGAGAUCAGCUGGAGAGGGGCGGCCAGCAGGUUCCUCCCCAGCAGCUCUCUGAGUUCACCGACUGGCUGAAGGAGCAGCAGGAGGAGGUGGGCACAUUCGGAACCCACUGCCACAACAGGCAGAAACAAAUGGAGUCACUACUCAGUGACUUGAACAGUCUGCAGAAGCAACACGACAGCUUCCGUGAUUGGCUGCAGACCAAAGAAAAACAGUCUGUGGAGUCAGACAAAGUCAAACGUCUUCUCAAAGACCUUCAGGAUGAGAGUGGGAGAGCUGACACCCUCAGCGAGGUUUUAGCGUCAGUACGCAGGCAAGGCAUCAGAGCCGAGAGCCUCCUGAAGGACGGUGACAACUUGAUACAACGCUACCGAAACCUGGAAGCCAGGCUGCAGCAGCAGGCAGACGCCCAGAGAGCCCUGGAGGGGGAAUGUGACAAGUUUAAUACCCAGGCUGAGAGCACCAGGACCUGGAUUACUGACCUUCUGCAACCCCUCACCUCCGCUGGCACAGGAAACCAGACAGAGGAGAUGAAGAACAAGGCACAGGUCAUCCUGAACUCCAAACCUGAGGGAGACUCUAAAGUGAACGACCUGAGGAGACAAAGCAAAAGUCUGUGUGAGCAGGAGGACCUAAAGGAGGGCAGGAAACAGGAGGUUCAGCAGUCGGUCAGAGAGACCGAGGCGCAGUGGAGGAUGACUCUGCAGACAGCUGAGGAGACUCUCAACAAGGCAGAAACACAAGCCCUGCUCGACAAGGACUUGGCCACUUUCAGAACCCAGAACAAAAUUGUUGAGUCCUGGAUUAGAGACCACGAGCAGAACCUGCAGUCGAUUGGUGGUUGCAUGCAAGCUGAAGAAAAGCCUCAGAUUGCACAAGCCACUCUGAGCUCGAAGCCUGAUGGAGACUCAAAGCUCCAGGAUCUGAAGCGACGAUGCCAGAGUCUGUGUGACAACCAGGGCUUGGACAAGAGCAGGAGAAGAGAGGUUGAGGACACAGUCAAAUGUAGAGAGGAGGAGUGGAGUAAAGUUCUGCAGGCUGCUGAGCAGGCUCUCAACAAGGCAGAGACUGAAGCCACCAACGAAAGAGACUUUGAUGCUUUUAAAACCCAAAGUGAAAGCAUCCAGUCCUGGAUCAGAGAGCAGAAGCAGAAGCUGUCCCCUGGUGGUCAUAUGCAGUUUGAAGAGAGGUUACAGCUCGCACAGGCUGUUAUGACCUCCAAACCUGAGGGAGAGUCCAAGGUGCUCGACCUGAAGAGACGAGGUGACAGUCUGUGCGAGCGUGUCGGGGAAAGCAGGAAGCCAGAGAUUCAGCAGCUGCUUAAAGACACGGAGCAGCAGUGGAGAGCGGUUCUGCAGACCGCCAGACAGGCAGAGCUCCGAGGUCUGUCAGACGACUUCGACACUCAGAGUAAGAACACUCAGUCCUGGAUCAGAGACAGACAACAGAAGCUGCAGUCUGUGGGCGCUCACACACCACCUGAAGAGAGAACCAACACAGCUCAGACCAUCUUGAGCUCCAAACCUGAAGGUGACUGUAAAGUGAACAACCUGAGGAGGCGAGGCCAGAGUCUGUGUAACCAUCAGGACGCAGACAAGGGCAGGAAAGCCCACGUUCAGCAGGCAGUCAGAGACACAGAGGAGCAGUGGAAGACGGUCCUGCAGGCUGCUAAACAGGUCGAAGCCGCUGCAGGAGCUGAGAUCACCCAGGAGGCCGAGAGAAAGAAGCUGGAGCUGAGAGAAUUUGAUACCCAUCAGCAGGACACUGGCAGCUGGCUUAAAGACUUCCAACAACAACUGGACUCACUGAACAGCCAAACCAAAGCUGAGGACAGACUGCACACAGCUCAGGCCAUUAUGAGCUCCAAGCCCCAAGGAGACUCCAAGCUCCAGGAGCUCAGGAGACGAAGCCAGAGUUUGUGUGGGGAGGACCUCGAGGAACACAAAAAACAAGAGCUUCAGCAAAAAGUAAGAGGCGCUGAAGAGCAGUGGACAAGAGUCAUGCAAAAUGCCAAACAAGCCCUGGAUCAGGCUGAGAAACAGUGUGCUCUGGAGGGCCAGCUGAGAGACUAUAAAGCCCUGAGAGAAAACACCAGAACUUGGCUGGAAGACAAGCAGCAGAGCCUUGUGUCCCUGGACAGUCAGAGAGACCCAGAAAGCAUCAUCAACACUGCACAGACUAUCCUGAGCUGUAAGCCUGAGGGAGACUCCAAGCUGACAGAACUGAGGAGACAGAGCCAGAGUCUGUCCGACCAGGAGGACCUGGAGGAGAACGCGAGACGAGAGGCCCAGCAGAUGGUAAAAGACUCAGAGGAGCAGUGGAGGAUGGUCCUGCAGUCCGCUGAGAACACUCUGAAGAAAGCAGAGCUCCAGUACUCACUCUCCAGGGAGCUGGAAGGCUUCCGUAUCCAAGCAGAGAGCACAAAGACCUGGGUUAAAGAGCUGCAGCAACAGGCUGAGUCCAAAGGGAGCAGCACUCAGGGCAGCCGGGCUCAGAUAGAGGACAGGCUGAACACAGCACAGGUCAUCCUGAGCUCCAGGUCCAAUGGUGAGGCUCAAGUGACGGGGCUGAAGAAACGAGCACAGAGCCUUUGUGAGCAAAAAGACCUGGAGGGAGACAAGAAACUGGAGGUUCAGCAGACAGUCAAAGACACUGAGCAGCAGUGGAGGAUGAUCCUGCAGGCUGCUGAGGAGACACAGAGGCAAUUGAAGGGUGUUGUGGAGCGCCUGGCGUCCUCUCAGCACCAGCGAGGUCAGGCUGAGGCCCGUCUGUCUGAGCUUCAGAAGCAGACAUCCAGCCUGCCGCGUGCCUUCCCCUGGCCGGGCCUGGGAGAGAGGAGGCAGGCGGUGGAACAGGCUCGGACCCUGCUGGACCAGAGCACAGCUUUGGUCCCCGUCCUCUCAGACGUACGCAAACAGGCCGCACAGCUGUUUGAGAUCACACAGGACCGUGGCUGGUCAGAUCCCUCCUGGGAAGCCAAGGAGGAGUUCAUUCCUGCCCUGCUGAAAGACCUGACUGCUGCUAUAGCUAACCUGGAGCAGGGCAUUCUGACGGAGAGGCAGUGCACCCAGCUGGUGGAGCAGCAUGAAGCAGCCCAGGACUGGCUGAGGGAGCAGGUUAAAGGCCUGGGAGCUCCUCCAGCAGACAGACAGGGUCUGCACAGCACAGUCAACACUCUGAAGGCUUUGCUCCAGACAGUGGACAGGGAGCAGAGAGAGAUGAAGGAGCUGGACUCCACCAGGGACAGUUUGCUGGACCUCUGUACCCCUGGAGGUCGGGAUGCUCUCAUCCUGGAGGUCAGCCAUCUCCACGACCUCUGUGCCACCUCAGAGCAGGAAGUGAGGGACCGCCUGACAGCCUGUGAGACACGGAUGGGGGAGCUGGACGCUCAGCUGGUCAGAAGGACCCAGGGGCUGAAGGAGAGAUCUGCAGCCCUGCAGUGGGAGCUCCGCUCUCUGGACCAGGCGCUUAGUUAUAGUGAACCACAGAACAACAUCACCCAGCUCCAACAGCACUGGCACAGCCUUCAGAACUGUGAGAAGUCACUAGAAGAUUUGGGUGUCAAAGUUCAGGACCUUUACCAGGAAGUAAAGGCUGCACCUGCCACUGACGAGCUGCCAGCAGAAAUUAUCACUGUGGUGGAGUCUUUACGCCAGCAGCAAGACAGUCUAAAGUCCAGGCUAAGCGAGCGCCAGGGUACCUGCUCUACAAACACAGCUCGCUGCCUGAUGGACUCCCUUCACGCCCUGCAGGAAUGGAACCAAAGCAAACCAUCAGAGUCCAGUUCUUCUGUGCAGGCAACGCUAGAGGAAGGUGAAAAGUUGCAGGAAAGCCUGCAGGAGGCGCUUUCUCACAAACAGUUUCUAACAGACUGUUUAAUACCGGUCUUGUUUGAGAAACUGGGAAGAGAGGGUUCAGAGACACUCAGAGAAGCAGACAAACAUAAGACUUCUCUCAGCCAGAGCUUAAAGGAACUUAAUGAAAGGAGUAAACAAAAGCUGCCUGAUGUUCUAAAAGAGAUGAAGACAUCUGUAGUGCCACCACCACGAAAAAACAAGCGCUCAACUGAGAAAAAAGAUCAAUUUCACCUACAGAAAAACAUUCCCUUAACAGAAAAAUCUGUUGAUGAUGAAAUAUCAGUUUCAUCUGAGCUGCAAACUGAGGCUAAACCAUUAUUGCCAACAGCAGCCAUGAAGGACACAAGUAUUACUGUUGUGGAGCAAACCAGAAUUGAACCAACAAAAGAGAAAUUUCCGAGUACAACAUGUGCUUCAGUACCUUUUACAGCACAACAUACCUCUCAAGAGGCACAGUUUAAAAGUAUAAAGGUAGAUAUCACAGCUGAGCCUGCUGCAGCUGAGCAAAUGAAACCUGCUGCUGAGGGUCCUGUACUGAUCCAAAAGGUCAUUGAGCAGUCUGCACCGGGUGUUAGUGAUAAAACUACACCUGUUCCAUCCAGGAGAAGGUCCAAGACUUCAGCCACUGAUACAGAGCCUGCCCAGACUAAGGUGGAGCCUGAAAUGGUGAAAACUAUUAUUACUGAAGAGGCAUCCAGAAAUCAGACAGGAACCACUGCUGUGAAAGAAACCACAAAAGUAGAUGAUACCCUGCAGAGUCUAGACGUGUCCUCAAAGAUUACUGUGGCAAAACCUGCACUGAUCAAGGGCGACGGUGUGAAUCUGACGUAUCUCCCAACUUCAGUGCCUAUCACAGAAACAGAUGCUGGGCAACCUAAGUCUGUAUCAAAAAGGCAAGAGUCGAAGAGUUCUACAAUUUCAGAGCCAGUCGCUACCCAAAGUAAAACUACAAAAUACUAUGCAGAGCUUGAAGAAACUAAGGAAGAACCUAAGAAUGGGAAGACUUCUACAACUGCACAGCUGAUCACACAACCAGUUGAAACUGCUGUUUUGAGAGAAAGUAAUCUUUCACCUACCAAAAGAAAGUCAAAGCCAAAACUUUCCCCCGAAAUUUCUAGCAAGGAGAAAACACAGACCAUGGAAAAGCCUGACCAUGAGGUAGCUUUACUGAGAUCCAAGAAUGAAGCUGCUCUAGUGGAGGAAGAAACUAAGGUCAUACCAACCAGAAAGAAGUCAAAUAGUCUAGAUAUUUCCACUGUUCCAGAGCCAGUGUCGACUGUUGAAAGAACAGCAGGUUUUGUGAAGGAACCUGAGAAGAAUUCAACCUCACAGUUUGUUCCAGAGUCAACUAAAACUGCUGUUUUGGUACAAAGUGAGGUUUUACCACCCAAGCGAAAAUCAAAGAGUCCAAAACUUUACCCAAAACAGGCCGACCAGCAGGCAGCACAGAUGAUUAAAGAACCGGAAAGGUCUGAUUUGAGUUUGAGGGAGCAAGCUGAAAGUGUAAUGAUUAAGGAAACAAAGCUCAUACCAACCAGAAGAAAAUCAAAAAGUGCUGAACCUACCACAACUUUGCAGCAAGUAGAACUUGAAGAUAAUAAGAAAGAACCUGACAGCCUGAAGUCUUCUUCAACUGCACAGGUGGUCAUAGAACCAACUGUUGUUGUGACAGAAAAUAAGCUUUCUCCAACCAAAAGAAGAUCAAAGGGCGCAACACUAUCCCCAGAACAUGAUACCAAAGAGGUAGCAGAGACUAAGCAAGACCCUGGAAGCCAGGAACCUUCAUCAAGCUCCACAGUGCAAACUGAAACAGUUGUUGUUGAAGAAACAAAGAAUAUAGCAACCAUUAUUCUAGAUGUUUCAGAGCCAUACACUAAUACCCCUGUAACAACUCCCACUGAGGUAAAAGCAGCUAGGAGGAAGUCAAAGAGUAAUGAACUUACCACAACUGUGGACCACUCUGAACCUGAAGAUGAUAAAAAAGAACCUGACAGAGGGAGUGCUUCUUUAGCUGCUCAGGUAGUCACAGGACAUGCUGCACAGGCCAUGAAUAAGCAUGGAAAAGCACGUCAGUUAACUGAAGUUGCCAUUGUGGAAGAAACUAAGGUUAUACCAAUCAGAAGGAAGUCAAAGGAAGAGCCUGAUCUUCAGAAGCCAUCUCUAACACCAGGCGUGGUCAUAAGACCAACUGAAAUUACUGAAACUACCAAGGUGGAAAAAGGUAAACUUUCACCAACCAAAAGAAAGUCAAAGGGUCUAAAACUUUCCCUAGAAGUUGCUACCACAGAGUUAACACAGACCAUGGAAGAACCUCACAGUCAGAAACUAUCUUCGACUUCAGAGGUGGUCACAACAACAACUGAAAUUACUGUUGUGGAAAAAGGAAAGCUUUCACCAACCAAAAGGAAGUCGAAGGGUCUGAAGAUUUCCCCAGAACUUGCAACCACAGAGCUGACACAGACCAUGGAAGAGUCUGACACUCAAAAACCAUCUUCAACUUCAGAGGUGGUAACAACAACAACUGAAAUUACUGUUGGGGAAAAAGGAAAGCUUUCACCAACCAAAAGGAAGUCGAAAGGUCUGAAACUUUCUCCAGAACUUGCAACCACAGAGCCCAAGGAAGCACCUGGCGCACAAAAACCAUCUUCAACCUCAGAGGUGGUCAAAACAACUACUGAAAUUACUGUUUUGGAAAAAGGUACACUUUCACCAACCAAAAGACACUCAAAGGGUUUGAAAUCUUCCUCAGAACUUGCAGCCACAAUGCUGACACAGACCAAGGAAGAACCUGACAGCCUGAAGUCUUCUUCAACACCAGAAGUGCUCACAGAAGCAACUGUAGGAAGUCAGAAUCCUUCUUUGAGCUCCAGAGUGCAAACUAAAAAUGUUGUUGUUGAAGAAACAAAGAAGAUAGCAACUAUUAUUCUAGAUGUUUCAGAGCCAUUCACUACUGCCCCUGUAACAACUGAUCCUGAAGUUCUACCUACCAGGAGGAAGUCAAAGAGUGCUGAACCUACCCAAACAUUGCAGCAAGUAGAACCUAAAGAUAAUGAGAAAGAAACUGAAAGCCUAAAGUCAUCUUCAGCUCCACAGGUGGUCACAGAACCAACUGUUGUAAAAGAAAACAAGCUUUCUCCAACCCCAGAACAUGAUGCCAAGAAAGUGGCAGAGACUAAGCAAGACCCUGGAAGUCAGGAACCUUCAUCAAGCUCCACAGUGCAAACUGAAACAGUUGUUGUUGGAGAAACAAAGAAUAUAGCAACCAUUCUUCUAGAUGUUUCAGAGCCAUUCAUUACUGUCCCUGUAACAACUGCUCCUAAAGUUACACCAACCAGGAGGAAGUCAAAGAGUCUUGAGGUUUCCUCAGUUCCAGAGUCAGUAUCUCCCCUUGGUAAAGUUACUGGUGUGGAGCCAAGAGAAACAAAACAAGAACCUGUAAAUAAUACCACAACCCCAGAGUUUGUUCAAGGACAGACUGAAACUGCUGUUAUGGAACGAAGUAAGUUUCUACCACCCAAGAGAAAGUCAAAGAGCACAGAACUUCCUCUUAAACCUGCUGACACUGAGGUGCCUCAGACAAGGGAAGAGCCUGAAGGUCAUAGGUCUUUGAGUUCCAAUGACCAAAAUAAAAAUGUUGUCAUUGAAAAAACAAAGUUUGCACCAACCAGAAGAAAGUCAAAGAGUGGUGACUUUUCCACAGCUUCUGAGACAGUUAGCCAUGUUGGAUCACCUGAUGUGGAGCCUGAACAAAAUAAGAAAGAACUAGACAGUCAAACGUCCUCCACUCAGGAUGUGGUCACAGGACCAAUCCAAAGUACUGUUGUAGAAAAGGAAAAAGCUAAGCUAAGCAAACGAAAGUCAAAGGGUCUAAAACUCUCCCCAGAGCUUGCUACCAAGGAUGUGACAGAGACCAAAAAAGAGCCUGACAGACGGAGGUCUUUAGAGCAAACUGAAACAAUUGUUUUGAAAGAAACAAAGCUUUUACCAACCAGGAGGAAGUCAAAAAGUUUUGAUGUUUCUGCAGCUCUAGAGCCUGUCAUUGGUGGAACUUUUGAUUCACAGUCAAAGGAAGCGAGGAUGAAACUUGAAAGUGGGAGUGUUUCUGCAACUGCACACUUAGUCGCAGGAAUAACUGAAACACAGGCAAUGGAAAAGCAUGGACAAGCAAGUCAGUUAACUGAAGCUGCUGUUGUGGAAACUAAGACUAUACCAAUCAGGAGGAAGUCAAAGGAAGGCCCUGACAGUCAGAAGCCAUCUCUAACUCCAGGUAUGGUUAAAGGACCAGCUGAAAUUAGUGAAACUAUUGUCGAAAAAGGUAAGCUUUCACCAACCAAAAGAAAGUCAAAGGGUCUGAAACUUUCCCCAGAACCUGCUACUACUGAGCUGACCCAGUCUAAGCAAGAACCUAAAACUCAAAAACCAUUGUCAACUUCAGAGGUGGUAACAACAACAACUGAAUUUACGGUUGUGGAAAAAGAUACAUUCUCACCAACCAAAACACAACCGAAGGGUCUGAAACUUUCCCCAGAACUUGCAACCACAGAGCUGACAAAGCCCAAGGAAGCACCUGACACACAAAAACCAUCUUCAACCUCAGAUGUGGUCAAAACAACAACAGAAAUUACUUUUGUGGAAAGAGGAAAGCUUUCACCAACCAAAAGGAAGUCAAAGGGUUUUAAAUUCUCCCAAGAACUUGCAACCGUGGAGCUGACAAAGCCCAAGGAAGACACUGACACUCAGAAACCAUCAUCAACUUCAGAGGUGGUCACAACAACAACUGAAAUCACUUUUGUUUCACCAACUGAAGAUGCGGUUAUGGAAGAACCUAAGGUUAUACCAACCAGGAUGACCUUACCAGAGAGGGAGGAAAUGUCAUUUUCUCCGGAAACAGCAUCUGCACUCAAAAGAAGCACAAAUGAAACCGAGAAAAAGAAAGAACAUGUGAAUAAGUCUUCUGCAGCCCCAGAAUUUGCUCCUGCUGAACCUUUCUCCAAACCUACUGACCCACCACUUGUGGCAGACUACAUAGACGAGUUAUGUAAAAACACUGCUGAGAUUCAGAAGAGAUAUCUGGUCCUUGAUCUGCCUGAAAUAGGAGUCACCCAGACAUUUGAGAUAAAGCCACAUCAGGCAGAGGCAGAUACUGUGGUUGAAAGUGACUCCACUCAACCUACCUCUUCUAUUUUUUCAGGGGCACAGCCUCACACAGAAAAAACUGAGUUUUUAGGAAUAAACUCAUCAAAGGGAGAAAUAAUAAAACCAAGUGAAACUGUGAGUCAGCUGAAGUUCUUGGAAACCACUCAGGAAAAACCCAAAAAGGACAUGGUACAUGGUGUCAAAGAAGAGCAUGAUAAAGUAUCUACAUGUGACAUUCAUGAUGCACCUAAGAGCCUGGAGAAGAACCCUUUCAGUCUGAAAGAAAUCCUCAAGGGGGCUGACGUGCACAUUUUAGAAAUGAAUACACAGACUGGUAUACAUAAGCAAGAACAAACAACUGUCUCAACAGACAGACAGCCAGUGAUGGAUAUGCACCAAUCAAGUAUGCAAUGUAAGACAGAACCACAAAGCAAGAAUAUUACUAUCACUGAUAUUCAGCCAGAUAAGGCUGCAGUUAAGAUGACCAGGGUAGAAGUGCAGAAAAGUAUUAGAAAAUGUCAAGACACUGGAGCAGCAGUGCAGCCAAGUGUAGCAAAGACAACAUUUGCACAAAUAAGCUUAUCUGAACAAGACAAAGUAAAACCAAGCCAAAAGUUGGAGCUCUUGAGAACCACACAGGAAAGACCCAAAGAGGCCAAGGAUGAUGUCCAGGGAGAGGAUGGUCAAGUGUUGACACAUGAUGCGCAUGAUGCACCAAAGAGCCUGGAUGAAAAGUCUGUUAAGGAAAUCCACUUGGGGCCUGAAGUGUGCAUUCUACAACUAGAUAUACAGACAAGUCAAGAGGAGGAAAACACAUCUGUCACAGGAUCUGUUCAAACAAGUAUCCAGAGUGAAAGAGUGCCAAAAAGCAAAGAUAGGACUGAAUCUGAAGUUAAGCCAGAGGAGGGUGCAAUUAAGAUGACUACAAUAGAAGUGGGAGAAAGCAGUACUGAAUGUCAAGACAAUGUGGCUCAAAGGGACUCUGAACAAGAAAUGGUGAAACCAAGCCAAACUCAUGCUCAAAUAGGUCUGUUAAAAACCACACAGGAAAGACCUAAAGUGGUGAAGGAACAUGGUGUCCAAGAACAGAAUCCUACACUUAAGAGCUUGGAUGAAAAAUCUGUUUCAGUGGAGAAGAUGUGUGAAAACAAAUCUGUCACAAUAGCAAAAAAAACAGGGAUAGAUAUUGUUCAAACACAUAUUCAGUGUGAAAAGGUGCCUGAAAACAAAGGUAUUACUGCUGCUGAUGUUACGCCAGAGAAAGCUGCAGUUGAAAAGACUAUGAUAACAGUGAAAGAAAGCAGUACUGAAGGUCAAGCCAAUAAGCCUCAAAGAGACUAUGCUCAAUGGACCUCUCCUGCUUCUGACUCAUUACAACCACAUGUGACAGAGACAGAAUUUAUAGAAAUAAACAUAUAUGAGCAAGACAUAGUAAAACCAAUCCAAACUGAAUCUAAAAUAGAGCUCUUGAAAACCACACAGGAUAGACCUACAGAGGUCAAGGACCAUGGGGAAGAGCAUCCUAAAGUGUCUGUUCAGAAAAUCCACAUGGGACCUGAAGUGCAUGUUUUGAAACCAGAUACACCGACCAGUUUUGAGCAUCGUGAAAACAUCUCUGUCAUUAUUGCAAAGAAGCUAAGGAUAGAUACAGUUCAAACUAGUGUACCGUGCGAAAAAAUGCCUGAAAACAAAGAUGAAACUUCAGCUGAUGUUAAGCUAGAGAAGGCUGCAGUUAAGACAAGAGUAGAAGUGCAACAAAUCAACACUGAAAAGAAAGAGAAUGUGGAUCACAGUGACUCCACUCAACCCACCUCUGUUGCUUUUGCAGCAGUGCAGCCAAGUGAAGCAGAGACAACAUUUACAGAAAUAAUCUUAUCUGAGCAAGACACAGUAAAACCAAGUGAAACUGUGAUUAACUUAGAGCUCAUGAAAACCACACCCAAAAAGGUCAAGGAUGGCAACGUGCAUGCUGAAGAUUCAACAAAAAAUGUGCAUGAUACACCCCAGAGCCUUGCUGAAAAGUCUGUUAUGAUAGCAAAGGCACCAAGGAUUGAUAUAGAUCAAGCAAGUAUCCAGUGUGAAAUAGUGCCAGAAAACAAGGACUUGACUUCAGCUGAUGUUCAGCCAGAGAAGGAUACAGUAAAGAUGACCACGGUCAAAGUGAACACCAAAGAACAUGAAGAAGUGUCAGAAAACGAAGAUAAGACUACGCCUGAGGUUCACCCUGAGAACUCUGCAGUUGAAAAGACAAGAGUAGAAGUGCAAGAAAUCAGUACUAAAAGGCAAGAGACUGUGGCUGAACGUGACUCCACUCACCUACCUACCUCUGCCACUGUAACUGCUCAGCCCCAUGAUCCAGGGACAGAAAUUGUUGAGAUAACCUUGUCUGAACAAGACCAGUUGAAACCAAGCCAAACUGUGACUCAAAUAGAAAUCUUCAAAACCACACAGGAAAGAACCAAAGAGGUCAAGGUUCAUAGUGUUCAUGAAAAACCGGCUGAAGUCCUAUCACGUGAUGUACCCAAGAGCCUGGAUGAAAAGUCUGUUAAAAAGGGAGAAAUCCACAUGAGUGUACAUGAAUACAAAACUGUCACAAUAGAAAAGGAACCACGGAUGGAAUCAAGUGUCGACUUUGAGACAGUUAAAGGAAGCAAGGAUGUGACUACCACUGAUAUUCAACUUGACAAGUCUGCAGUUAAGAUGACCAGCGUAGAAGUGCGAGAAAGCUUUACUGAAUCCCUGUCUGAACGCAGUGUGGUCCGUAGAACCCAAACAGAGAGACACACAACAGAUGCAAAGGAGGAAGAACAGAAGGAGGGGAACAGAAGGACAAUUCAGGAAGAGGAAAGGGAAAAAAUUGUCACAGUAGGAGUACAAAAUGUUCAACUUCCAAUGACCACGACCACCACCACUGGUGAAGUGAGGCUUCAGAGUAUGGAUUUGCCACAGGUGUACAAGGCUGACAAGAUAUCACCAGCAUCAUCGCAGGCAGUUCAGAAAGCUUCACCUGACAUUAUCUGGGGUGAGGCAACCCUGGUGGAAGGAUUGCCUUCUCAGGAAAACAAAGCUCAAACAGUAACAAGUGUUGUGACGACUGAGAAACUUGUUCUGGAGGUACCAGAGGGAACUGCCAUGGGGAGCAUCUUUACAGAAAUACAGCUACUUGCAGGGACAGGACCCAACAGUCAACUCAUUAAGGGUAAACCAUUGGAGGAUGCUCCACAGGCUCUGAUUACAUCCACCAGUGACCUGGACAAUCGUCUGAGCAGGCUGGUGUCUAAAGUCCUGAGCUGCAAGAACCAUCCAGCUGAGCUCAACCCAACAGCCAUGGCCCAGCAGCUGGAGGAGGCUCAGGAGUGCAGAGAGACUGCCCAGGCACAGGUGUCAUUGCUCUCUCAGUUGAAAGGCGCUGAUGCUGAGAACAGGGAUGCUCUGGAGCUUCUAGAGGACCAGUGGUGUACUGCUGUUCAGGAUGCAGCUGCUGUUAUCCAGAGUAAAGAGGCCCAACUGCAGGUGCUGACUGAUUACUGCAGACAGACCCAAGCAGCCAAGACCAUGCUGGAGAGACUGACAGCAGAACUUGAUGCUGUUAAAAUUUCCCCAGAGGAGAGCAGCUCCAAGGAUGCAGAGCGACUAGCCUCCUUACAGAGAAGUAUAGAGGAAAACAGAACAGUACUUGGGGAGAUGCUCGUAACCCAUACCAAGCUAUGUCCCCACCUCAGCCGGUCGGAGCAGGCAACCGCACAGACUGAGCAGAAGGAUCUACAAGAAAAGUGGAGAAGCCUGGAAAGAGCAGUCGAGAGGACCUUGUAUCACACAAAUAUUCAUUCUCACGAGACCAACAGCCUUCUGUCUGCAAUAUCAAGUCUUCAGGAACAUUUGGAGACAAUCAGCAAAGAGCUUGAAGCCAAAUCACCUUCAGUUACUCAAUGGAAUUGCAAGAAGGUGCAGAAGCUGAUGGUGGCAAAUGCUGAGGUUAAAGCUGCCCAGCAAAAAUACCUUUAUUUGCAGCAGCUGUCAGAGGUGCUACUCAUUACCUCACAGCGGGAGAAGGAAACACAAAAGAUACAGCAGGGACUUCAGAGGGUCAAAGAUCAGCUUUCCCACACAGAGGAACUAGUGUCUUCCCAAACUCAAAACAGCAGCAACCCCAUCAUGGAGAAAAUUAUCGUGGUGAUGAGGGAUGGCCUUGCCUGGGCAAAGCAGACAGAGAGUGACAUUGAGGGCAGGAGGAAGAGGGUGGCUCUGCUCCCUGAGGAGGUGCACCGGCAGCUCAGAGAUUUGAAGAAGCUGCAGUCUGAGGUCAUGGCCAAAGAGGGCCAAUUGGAGUCACUGGUGGAGGAGGUGACGGAGCUCCUUCCACAGUUGGACCAGGCUGAGGAAGUGCCCAUUGUGCGCUCUUGUCUGGAAUCCCUUCAAGAACUCUCAAAGUUGACUACUGAGAAGCUAGCCAAGGCUGUGAGAGAGAUAGAGUCAGGACUGCAGACCAGAGAAAAACUGUCAGAGCAGAUUGCUGACCUAGACUCCUGGGUUGUGGCUCAUUUGCAUAGAGAGGCCUUGAGGAGUGCAGAUGAUGAGCUCAGGAGCCCUACUGAACUUGAUCGCAGAGUUCGUCAGAUCCAAGAGACCGUGGCUGAGGCUGAAAAGCAGGGCCCUGUGUGUGAGGCUCUUUUAAUGAAGAGUAAAGACAUUGCCUCUGAACUCCGCAUCACAGAGAACUGUCAGCUUUUUAACAAGCUUACCAAUCUCCAGGAGGACAUCCGAGACAUCAGCAGCUAUGAGAAGGCCAACAAAAAGGAGCUGCACGAACUCACCCAGACUGUAGAUUCAAGCAAGAAAAACCUGGUCACCAUUGAAAAAAGCCUUAGGCAGAUGUUAGUAGAUCUCAAUAGACACAGGUACCCCAUCAUAAGAGAGUCUUUGCAGGCUUUGGAGCCUUUUAAACACAUGAUUUUGGAGUACAAGUCCCAGGUUGACCUUCUGCAAUCUUGGAUUCCCCAGGAAAAGACAAGGGAACUGUACUCAGUCAUUUCUGAGCUUCACAGCAAAAUGGCCACCCUUGAAAUGAAAUCCAGAGAUCAUGAGAGGUACCUGUACGUGAGGCAGUGUGUGGAGGACCUCAGGGAGAAUGUUCAGGCGCAGGUCCAUCAGACCAAAGAAGACAGCAGGGAGCUGGAGGAGAAGUAUAAACUCUGUCAGGCGCUCCUCGUCCAGUUACCUCUAUUAAAGUAUUUGUCCGAGGAGGCUCACACCAAACUCCAGAUGAUUUCUGCUGACCUUUACCCCUCACAGCUGACCACAGAAAAUCGCAGACUAAAACAAAAUGAGGAUAGCCUUGACACCUUGGAGAUGACACUUUACAAUAACCUUAGCAUCCUUGAGAGGAAGCUGCUGAAGGAACUGGACCUGGAGUCCGAAAAGAAAACCACUCAGGCCUUCCUCUGGAAGAACCACCAGGAGCUCCAGAAUUUCCCCAUGUUGGAGCCAAAUGAAACAGCAAUUAAAAACGAAUACUGCAGAAUCCUGUCUUUGAAAAAGACUGUAGAGUCAAGAAUGAGAGCGCUGGAGGUUCUAGAGAAGCAGAAGGGAACCAGACGAGGAAGCGGAUCCCAAAAUCUGAUGGACUUGAAGAAAGCAGUCCUCAUUGAAUGUGACUCACAAAUGGAGAACAUCUCCCAGGCUAGGGACUCUUUGAGAAGCUACACAUGUGCUGUUAAACAAGCAGUACAAUUCCUAAGGGACAUCGAGGUCUCUCUGCUGCCACCGCAGGGCUCUACUGGACUCUGCUCUGAAAGGCUGGAGGAGACCCAACAGGCUUUGGCCUCGCUGCAGCAGAGGUUCCAGACCCAUGUGGAGCAGCUCCAGAGUCAAGUUGCCCUGCAUCCUUACCUGUCCCCCCAGAAGGUGGAGCAGCUCCAGGAGAAUAUUCUGAGCCAGCUUCUGGUGAGGAUGUCCACGCUCCAGGCAAAGGGACACAUACGACUGGAGUGUCUGAGCAGGUGUGCAGAAAAUCACAGAAAAUACACCAAGUGCCGAGAUGAAAUCAUCCUGAGUGUGAAGAGCGCAGAGAACAACCUCUUACAGGUCAUACGUCAAAAGGUCACCUGUCUCGCUGACUGCACUGACCAAGAAGCAAAGCUCAGAGCUCUAUGUGAGGAGGUGGAGUCCUUGCAGAGGCGUCUGGAGGAGCUGAAGGAGUGGUGCCCAGAGCAGAGCUGUUGUGGAGGCCGAGUGGCAACCGUGACUGUCGUCUGGAAACGGGUAACAAGACUACUUCGCUGCACACAAGAGCUGACAACUCGUAGUAAACAGAGGAUCGCAGAAUGGAGCGAAAUCACCAACAGUGUGGAGAAGGCCUCCGUUGUCCUGGAGCAGGUGGAGGUGGAGCUUCCUGAUGGCUCCCGUGUGAAGUCCUCUACCGAGGAGCUUCAGGACAUGCUGCAGUCCUGGGAACAGUACCAGGACAGACUGGACUGUGAACAUCGAGCCCUGUCCGCACUGGAACUCCGCACUGCCAGGCUGCUGGGUGUCCCCGCCCACCUGGAGCAGGCUCCUACCACUCCGCUCUGUCAGCAGCUACAGGCAAUGCAGGCUCGAUACGGCAGUGUAAAGCAGAGGAGCAGGGAGGGUCUGGAAGCGGCCAGGAUGGAGCUGGAGGAGAGAGAAAAGGUUCGGGAGGAGCUGCAUGGCAUCCGCGUUUGGUUGGAGGCUGCAGAUGGUCUUCUGUCAGAGAUGGAACAAAGCAGCAGCACACAGGAGCUUCAGGAGGUUUACAGCCAGCUGUGUACCCAGAAGGCAUUGCUCCAGCGCAUCAUGGAGAGCCUGAAGAUGAAGUACUCGGACAUGUACACUCUGGUCCCGGUUGAGAUCGAAGGCCAGCUGCAGGAGGUCACGGAGUCGCUGAAGCAAGUAGAAGUAAAGGUGGGAGAGGCGGUGAAGAAGAGUGGACCCGUCCACAGGCUGGGGGCAAAACUGUCUGAGAUCCAGGCUGGCCUGAAGUCAGUUCAGAAAAGACUGGAACAGAGAAGCCCCACUGUGACUCAAGCAAAGAUCACUCAGAAGCUUGUGUGGGAUGAGCUCGACGUGUGGCACUCGUGUCUGGCGGCGCUGGAGGUGGACAUGCAGGACUUGGAGAAGCCAGAGGAGGCUCUGAUGCUCACUGAGAGACUUGUGGAGGUCCAGCAGCUCCACUCGCAGCUGGCCAAGCAGGCGGAGCAGAGGACCACCCUCAUCAGCAAGAUUCAUACGUGGCUUCAGGAGCAUCAGGAGAUGAUCAAGAGUUCUAAAAGCUGGAUGGCCGAGGCUCAGACAUGGCUCGCUGCCCCUUGCACUUACACCAGCGCUAAAUGUCUGAGCAGCCACGUUCAGGCUCUGCAGACGGUGUUGGAUGACUCGGAACAGAUCCGAACCACGCUGCAGGGCUUCAGCUCAGUCCUGAAGGAAAUGUCACAGGUUUGCGACAUCACAACUCUCCAGGAACAACUGGUCGAAGCUGAUCGCCAAGUGGCCAACGUUCAGGACAGCUUUACUGCUCCCCUGUCUCAACUGGAGCACGCUGCUGCUGAGGUGGAAGCCAUUGAGAGUGAAGUCAGGCGGAUGGAGAAUGAUGUGACUGAGAUCAAGACCUUGUUAUCGUCUCCGGAGACUUUCCCUACUCCCAGAGAAGAAAGCCUCAAGGCUGUUGAGCAGAGGAUCCAGUCCAUGAGGAGGACUAUAGCGGAGAUCCAGAAGUGUAAACCAGACCUUUGUCUUCCAGAAAAGGCUGAAGAGACUCUGACUGUCUUUAUUGUAGUGGACCAGCUCCAGAGUCUGUUACUGGAACUGGAGAAGAAGGUUCCUGCUCUGUUCAUCCAGCAGCCUCCGACUCCGAUCCAAGCCAAAGCACCGUCUGCCCAGCAGACGGCGUCUCAGUCUCAACUCCUAAAAUCCACUUCAGUGGAGGCUGAGAAGGAGGACACAGAGGGCCUAAUCAGAAUUGCCCAUGUUGAAGCGGAUGUACUGGAGAGAUCCGGAGCCAAGCUACUGACUGUGGAGCAGUCCUCACCUGAACAGAGGAAGUCCUGGACACCUGACAGCGCUACGCAGUGGGAGCAUCAAGGCGUGCUCCAGGCUGAAGAAGCCAGAGGGAAAAAAGGGAGUGAGGAGCAGAGAGUGGAAGAAGGUGGAGGAGGUGUUUUAUGGUGGCUCUGGGAUGCUUUCCUGGGCGCUUCUCCAGAGGAACAUUUGGUCGUUGUCCCAAAGGACACUGAAGUUACCACUGGACACAGCAAUGAACAGACUGGAGAAGAUAGACAGGAUGUUGAGGGCCCCACUGACACCACAGAAGCAAGUUCAUCUGAAGCUUUAUCAAAACCCCUGGGCACAGUCAGAACUCAGUCACUGCCCGAGAGCAUGGAGCUCAUGAAGGGACAGAGUGGGCUUGCAUGGAGGGGGGAUGACCCAGAGGGGCUGAAGACAUACACAGCCCCGGAGGAGCUUCGGCCGGCCGGGUCCCAGCCUGGGCCCCGCCCCAGCGAAGGUGUCCUCCAUGUCUGCCUGGAGAGGGUUGGCCAGCUGGAGCUGUGGCUGCGGAAAGCUCAGAGCAGCCUGGUAGCCUCCGGAGCCGCUGGUUCACCAACCAUGCAGGACAGCGUGGAGCAGCAACUCCUCACCUGUCAGAAGUCGGAUCCUCAGCCAGAGCACCACCUGGAGUCACAGUUGAAGCGCAGCAGCAGCGUUCAAGAGAUCUUCUCCUCACCUAGAAACAAACUGCUCAGACAGAGCAGCCUGCAACAGCAAAAGGAGUUUGAGCAGAAGCUGACUGAACAGAGAGGACUGACUCAGGCCAUCGCCAGGCAGGGCAGCAGGACUCGACUCGUCAGCCAGGACCCUGAGGACAGCAGCCAGCUGUCACCAUGGUCGCCUCCUGCUGCGGCUGAUGAGGAGGAGGACUCUGCUCAGAAGAAGUGGGAUCGCCUUCACAGUCGGCUGCUGGGUUUGGAGGAGAGUUGGCUGCUUCCUCCCUCUGCGGUGACAGACUCAUCUACGAGGCGUAGUGAUGGAACAGCAGGACGUAUGAUUGGCACACAAACCCUGAAAGAGCUCCAGACUCACAUCAGCCACCUGAGAGAGCUGGGACACACAGCGACACAGUGUCUGAAUCAGGCCCCCCCUGUGGACGGCUCCCAUCAGACGCUGGAUGAGGGUUUGUUUCAUGUGCUGUAUGGAGCGUCCCUGUCCCUGUCCUCAAUCAACAACCUGCUGCACUCAUCGGCUGGGAUGACACACGACAGAGACACACAGCUGAGGCUGCCGCAGCUGCAGAGUCUGUCUGCAGAGCUGGCCAUCCUCGGCAGCGAGCUGGCCUCUCAGGGGUCAAAGGUCAGCUGUGUCCUGGGGUCAGAGUGCGGUCAGCAGUGUGUAGAUGAUGUGUGUAGAGUCCUUCAUGUGGUCCAGGCCGCACUGACCAGCAGAGAGAAGCAGCUCAGAAACCUGCAGGAGGAGAAUGCAAAGCAGCAGAAGCGACUAAAUGAGUUGCAUGCAGCCUUCACCUCUAACCAGACGACUGUUCACCAAAUAAUUAAUGAAUUCAGUGGAACCCUGGACCUUAACGAACAACUGCAGGCUGUGGUUCCGAUGCAGGAGGCUCUGCAGCAGCAGGUGGAGCAGGUGAGCUCCCUGCUGGGGGAGGCUGAACGACAAAACCUGCCGGCCUCUCUCAUCCACCAGGCCAAACAGCUGCAGGGUGAGCUGGACAGUUCUCUGGGCGGUGUUCGCUCCCGCUGUGAGGAGCUGAAGAGCAGCGUGGAGCUGCAGCAGCAGUACGAGCGGCUGGUCCACAGCCUGGAGGAGCUGCUCGCUCUGGGCUCUAAACGCCUCGCACAGCAGCCUGAGCUCCACAACAGAGCUCAGCUCCAGCAGCAGCUCAACAGUCACACGAAGUUCUUCCAGUUCCUGAGCCAUCAUUCUAGGAAUCUGCAGUACCUGACCCAGAGACUCCCAGAGAGCGCCCUCCAAAGGUGGGAAGGUGUAGUGAUGGCCUUGCAGGAUGAGGUGACCCGACUGCAGCAGCACGGACUGGAGAAGGGGACCAGGAUGGAGGAAAUAUUGCAGAUGUGGUCACAUUGGGAAGAGGACAGUGCCUGGUCAGACUCCGUGCUGAGAGGCAUUGACACUUCAUUUCCCAAGAUGCACGAUGGGGGUGAUUCUGAGAAGCAGAUAUCAGAGAAGCUCUCUGUCUACCAGGAGCUGCGUGGCGUUCUGGACGGGAACAAGGCGCGGUUCAGUCGGAUGCUGGAGGCUGGGUUCUGGCUGCAGAUGGCGGGCUGUAGAGAAGUGGGUGUGUCCACCACCCAGCUGGAGGCACGCUGGAGAAUCCUGCACAAGAAGGUGGAGCACAAACGCACCAACGUAGCCUGGAACAGGAAGCUGAGGAGCAGGUUCCUUCGUGACUCUGCUGUACUGGCUGACUGGAUGGGUGGGGCCAGAGAGGUGAUUGACAAAUGGAGUCAGCUCUCUGUCUCAGCCAAUGAGGAGAUGGAUGUGGAACAGAGGCGGAACCACUUUUUCCAGUUUGUAGCUUUGACCAAAGAGUUAGAAGCCAAAUCUGGACUGAAGGUGGCUGUAAUCGAUGCUGGAGCCCAGCUGGUCCAGCUGAGGGAGGCAGAUGGAGACUCAGAUGGAAAUCUAGAGGACAAAGAGGCUUCUCUAUGUCAGACUUCAGACCCAGAUCUCUGCUCCAUCCACUCCCAGCUCACACAGAUAGAGAUGGACUGGUCCAGUCUGCUGGCCGAUGUUCCUGUCGUCCAACAAGCCCUACAUAAGCGAUGGGUGAAGACGUUGACCCAGCAGGGGGCGCUGCUGGAGCUGCAGGUCUGGCUGGAAGUUGCUGAGUCGCGACUGGAGGAGCAACGCAGCCCAAUGAACCGGACCUCCUCCACCAGCACCGAUCUGAGUCAGCUCCUGAAGUACUGCAAGGAGUGUCAGACAGAGAUGUUGGCCCAUCAGGCCACACUGGAUUAUGUGAACCAGCCGUUACAGACAUGCAGUACCGAUGAGGGUCAGAUGGGGCGCUAUGAGCACAACCAGUUUGCAGAGGAGCAGGGUCGUCUCAACCAUCAGUGGCUCAGUUUACAGGAAACUCUAAACUCUCAGAUCCAGGAAGUGGACCAGGAGCUGAGGAGCAGAGGGGAGCAGGAGGCCCGACUGCAGCAGAUCAACAGCUGGAUCGCAGAUCAGAACCUCUGGAUCGACUCAGCUCGGACUCCGAACAGCCAGACAGAGCUGCAGAGGAGCAUCAGCACCUGCCAGGAUCUGGAGGAGAAGAUCAGGCAGAAGUCUGCAGCUCUCCAGGAGUUGAGAGAUAAAGUUUAUGGUGGAGAAGAAACCAGCAGCUGUGAGUUCCUCUCUCAGACGGAGAAAUCCAUCCAGGCCUGUGCCGCUCUCACUCAACAGAAUGAAUCAGUGAAGCUGAGGCUGGUUCAGGCCCAGACGCUGUGGGACUGUGUGGAGAAGAGACUGAACCGUGGGGUGCUGAAAACAGUGAGAACAUCUCAGACUCUCGAUCAUCACAGCAGCCCUCAGCUCUCCCUGCAGGCGCACAGAGAGCUCCAUAAAAAGCUGCAGCUUCUUCAUGAGGACUCAGAAGCUUCAGAGGCAGAGUGGGACGAACUGCGUGGAAGCGUCUCCUCCCUAAGAGACAUCAUCAGUCCUGCUGCUGCCGCCCUCCUCACGGAUCAGCUGGACAGACAGAGAGACAGCUGGACUGCGGUGUCUGCAGCGUUGGACCAGCAGCUCCAGAGGAGUCGGGGCGUCCUGCAGGUGUGGGAGGUCUACGCCCACCUGGCUGCGUCUUUCUCCCAGCGGCUGCAGGCGCUGCAGAGUGACACUGAGUCAGCGCUGAGCAGCACGUCUACAGACGAUAACACUGUGGAGCAGGUCGCUGUCAAGAUACACGACAUUCAGGGUCUCCUGGAGAGGACAGACACUCUGCAGUCUGACCUGGAGGGGGUGCUGGAGGCCUCCAAGGACUUGACUGGCCACCUGGAACCUUCAGCUGCCAGUCUGGUCCAAUCAGAGAGCCGGUUGUUGUCACGUGGCAUCCAGCAGCUCAGCCGGACACUAACAGGGAAGCUGGGUCAGCUGCAGGAGGAGCUCGAGCAGCUGCAGGACUUUGGAGAGGUCCUGGAGGCACUGGAGAGAAACCUGGAGCUUUGGCAGGAGCGUCUGCAGGAUGAGGCUCGGACAGCAGAGCAGUCUGGCCUGCUAGAGCAGAGCGGCCUGUCUGCUGACCUGGAUGUGCUGAAUGAGCUGAGCCGCAGCCUGACGCUGGGCGACGCUGCAGCACGCCGUCUGCAACGCCUCAACCACCGCUGGGCCGACGCCUGCGCCAGGGCCGAGGAGGCCUGCAGUGAGCUGCAGACGGAGGAACUGAGACGGCAGAGUUUUGAGCAGAAGUGUGAGAGCUGGAUGUCUUUCCUGCAGAGGAUGGAGGACAGUCUGGCUGUAGACGUGGCUGGCUCUUAUGUCGGCCUCAGGCAGCAGCUCUGCACACACAAGCGGUUUCAGGCAGAGCUGUCUAUUGGUCACCAGAUCCUUCACUCCGUCAUCUCUGAAGCUCUUCAUCUGCUGCAGAAAGGAGAGGUAGAGGACAGGAGUGACUUCAUCCUAAAGCUUGCCCAGCUCCGGGAGCACUGGCAGGGGGCGGUGCAGCGGGCGGACCAGCGGCGCUCCCUGGUGGAGGGGCUGGUGAAGCACUGGCACCUGUACAGCCGCAGCCUGAGGAAGCUGCAGAGGUUCCUGUCGGACACGCAGAACCUCCUUCCCCCCGCAGGACCAGCCCGCUGCAGCCUGCAGCAUCUACGGCGCUCCCUCCAAGACCUCCAGCACACAGAGCUGUUGUUCCAGAGGUAUCAGUGCAGUUUCAUCCACACUCUGGACGUCGGUCGCCAGCUCUUCUGCAUGGGGGACGAGGAGACCCAAACUCAGCUGCAGACGGAUCUGGGAACCCUGCAGGAGGAGUGGGACAACCUCCACAGCCUGCUUGGCCGGAGAAUGGACCUCACAGAGGCCAUCGUCAAGAACUGGGAGCGCUGUGAGGCCGGACUAGCAGACAGCAUGCUGCAGCUGAAGGACGUGAAGACCAGACUGAACCAGUCGAUGCCAGAUAGCGACGAUGAGCUGGAGAGUGCCGAGAAAUUCACCAAG